AUGACGAACGACACUGAAGCAAGGGAAAGGCAAACUCCGAUUGUCCAAAGUGAGGACACGGUAGCUGAGCCAAUAGAUACACCAGUUCUUACACUGACAACGAAAGGGCCUCGCAACGCCACAAGGAAGAGAAAGUUUACCAUGGCCGAACUAAAUUCAAAGAUGAACGAAGGAACAUUGUCGGAGAAUCCUAUGAUCGAAAUGAUAAAUCCGACUGCCGUUAAAUUGGCCUAUGAACGAAUGCCGAAUACUGGGGAUGAGGGCAGGAAGACCUACGACCUGGGAGGAAAGAGCUCGUCAAAGUGA
Messenger RNA from Penicillium chermesinum, 306 nucleotides. RefSeq lists its product as uncharacterized. Bases 1 to 306 code for a protein of 101 amino acids. The record is from RefSeq and is a predicted model, not a curated record. The transcript has a single exon. NCBI's taxonomy places the organism in Eukaryota, Fungi, Ascomycota, Eurotiomycetes, Eurotiales, Aspergillaceae.